Molecule: messenger RNA, 3048 nt
Organism: Notolabrus celidotus (New Zealand spotty)
Lineage: Eukaryota; Metazoa; Chordata; Actinopteri; Labriformes; Labridae
Product: NLR family CARD domain-containing protein 3-like
Exons: 6
Coding region: 556-3048 (830 amino acids)
Source: RefSeq, a predicted model, not a curated record
GUUCUUGCUGUAGAAGAAGGGGAAGUUAUCUGAGGUAAAUAGUGUAGCCUCCAUUUUUAGUCUGAGAGCAGAGCAGGAAACUGAAGUGUGAUUUCAGUAAAACAGACGGAGAGCAGAGUCUCCUGGACCCAGCUGUCUGUCUCUGAAGAGUGACCGGUCCAAAGGUCAUCCUCAACCUGGACCCUGUCAGACCACACAUACUCCUGAACGUUUGUAGAAAAUGUGAGGACAGCUGAAACCCCUGAAAUCUCUGUGGGUUCAUUUAGUUUGAAGCUCUGAAGUGAAACUAAAAGCAGUGUCUAACCUGUUGAAGAGAAACACUCAGAAACUGACUGCUGACACACACACACACACACACACACACACACACACACACACACACACACACACACGGCCAGCAAAGUCCCUGUAACAGGAGGAGGGAGGAGUUACACUGAUCAUGUGAUUUCAGAGAAACGGGAGGGAGCUCUGAAAGUGAAACUGUUUAUGUCAGUCUCCAUUUUGAGUCCGAGAGCAGAACAGGAAACUGAAGUGUGACUGACUUCAGACCAGAACAUGAGCGUUCGUUUAGAGGAAGAGGAGGACAGAGCAGAGUCUCCUGGACCCAGCUGUGUGUCUCUGAAGAGUGACUGGUCUAAAGAUAAUCCUCCAGACAUCAGUGAUGAACCUGGACCCAGCUGUGUGUCUCUGAAGAGUGACUGGUCUAAAGAUAAUCCUCCAGACAUCAGUGAUGAACCUGGACCCAGCUGUGUGUCUCUGAAGAGUGACUGGUCUAAAGAUAAUCCUCCAGACAUCAGUGAUGAACCUGGACCCAGCUGUGUGUCUCUGAAGAGUGACUGGUCUAAAGAUAAUCCUCCAGACAUCAGAAAUGAACCUGGACCCUCAGACUCACAACCUCCAGUCUUCAGUAAUGAACCUGGACCCUCAGACUCACGGGGGAGGAAGAGGAGUCCUGUCUCUGUGGACGAGCAGCCGUCCUGCUGUGCUGUGUGUCGGGACGUCCUGAAGGAUCCAGUCUCUACCAGCUGUGGACACUGGUUCUGCAGAGAGUGCCUCACCUCAUACUGGGACCAGUCUGGUUCACCAGGAGACUCUUCCUGUCCCAGAUGUGGAAACAGAUCCAGAACAGGACCUGGACCUGAUACAGCCAGCCGGGCACAAAAGCCUGGUGGUCUGCAGGAGGUUUUCAAGGAACACAAGAUCAACCUGAGGAGGAGAUGUGAACGUGUGACUGAAGGAAGUGAUGAAACAGGAAGUAGAACCCUCCUCAACAGGAUCUACACUGAGCUCUACAUCACAGAGGGACAGAGUGAAGAGGUGAAUACCCAACAUGAGGUGAGAAAGCUGGAGACCGCCUUCAUGAAGAAGAUCCUCCAGGAAACUCCCAUCAAGUGCCAGGACAUCUUCAGAGCCUUACCUGGUCAACAGGAACCCAUCAGAGUGGUUCUGACAAAUGGCGUCGCUGGGAUUGGAAAAACCUUCUCAGUGCAGAAGUUCACUCUGGACUGGGCAGAGGGCUUGGAGAAUCAAGACCUCAGUCUGGUGGUUCUGCUUUCAUUCAGGGAGCUGAACCUGUUCAGAGAUGAGCGUUACAGUCUCCUCCAGCUGCUCCAUGAUUUCCAUCCAACAUUACAGAAGGUCUCAGCAGAGACGCUGGCUGUCUGUAAACUGGUGUUCAUCUUAGACGGCCUGGACGAAAGCAAACUGUCUCUGGAUUUCAACAACACUCAGGCUGUGUCUGACGUCACACAGAGCUCAUCCAUAAACCUGCUGUUAACAAACCUCAUCCAGGGGAAUCUGCUCCCCUCAGCUCUGAUCUGGAUCACUUCCCGACCCGCAGCAGCCAAUCAGAUCCCUCCUUCACACGUUGACAGGGUCACAGAAGUCCGAGGCUUCAGUGACGCCCAGAAGGAGGAGUACUUCAGGAGGAGGUUCAGUGAUGAAGAUCUGUCCAGCAGAAUCAUCUCACACAUCAAGACCUCCAGGAGCCUCCACAUCAUGUGUCAGAUCCCGGUCUUCUGCUGGAUCACUGCUACAGUUCUGGAGCAUAUGAUGAGCACAGAGCAGAGAGGAGAGCUGCCCAAGACCCUGACCGACAUGUACUCAUACUUCCUGCUGGUCCAGACCAAGAGGAAGAGGAAGAAGUAUGCUGAGGGUCCUGAGACCAGUCCUCAGGAGCUGAUGGAGGCUGACAGAGAAGUUCUUCUGAAGCUUGGCAGGCUGGCGUUUGAGCAUCUGGAGGAAGGAAACAUCAUGUUCUACCAAGAAGACCUGGAGUGCUGUGGUCUGGAUGUCACAGAGGCCUUGGUGUACUCAGGACUCUGUGCAGAGAUCUUUAAAAGAGAGUGUGUGAUCUUCCAGAAAACAGUCUACUACUUUGUUCAUCUGAGCGUUCAGGAGUUUCUGGCUGCAGUCUACAUGAUCAACUGUUUCACAAGCAGGAACAAAGCAGCACUGAAGGAACAAGGCAGGAACAAAGCAGCAAGGAAGGAACAAGAAAGGAACAAAGCAGCACUGGAAGAACAAGACAGGAACACAGCAGCACUGGAGGCUUUUCGGUGGAAACAACACAAAGUUUCAACUUUUGAAGACCUCCUGAAGGGAGCUAUGAUGAAAGCUCUGAUAAGUAGAAAUGGUCACCUGGACCUGUUUGUCCGCUUCCUUCAUGGACUCUCUCUGGAGUCAAACCAGAGACUCUUAGGAGGCCUGCUGGGUCACACAGACAACAGUCCAGAGAUGAUCCAAAGAGUCAUCAACAACCUGAAGAAGAUGAACGGUGAUGAGAUCUCUCCUGACAGAAGCAUCAACAUCUUCCACUGUCUGAUGGAGAUGAACGACCUCUCAGUCCAUCAGGAGAUCCAAGAGUUCCUGGAGUCAGAGAACAGAUCAGAGAAGGAACUCUCUGAGAUCCACUGCUCUGCUCUGGCCUACAUGCUGCAGAUGUCAGAGGAGGUUCUGGAUGAGUUUGAUCUGAAUAUGUACAAAACAUCAGAGGGGGGACGACUGAGACUGAUUCCAGCUGUGAGGAACUGCAGGAAGGCUGUGUAA